Molecule: messenger RNA, 577 nt
Organism: Drosophila ananassae
Lineage: Eukaryota; Metazoa; Arthropoda; Insecta; Diptera; Drosophilidae
Exons: 1
Coding region: 193-321 (42 amino acids)
Source: RefSeq, a predicted model, not a curated record
UCCCUUAAAUCGAUAAAAAUUUAAACACCGGCUGUAGAGCGAACAGUGUUGGUUAACGCCCGAGAGUCCUGGCUGGCUGACUGGCUAGAGACGAUACUUUGUUGGCAAGAGACGUCCUGGCGGCCGCUGGGAAAACUUUCGACGCGAAGAAAAUUCAGUCAUCAGCGCGUGUCCAUCGAGUCGACAGUGAAAAUGUGCCAGCGGCGGUUCUACUUCAGCAAGUACACCAAUUUCCAUAAGAACCACAUCAAGUUGUUUGCUGUUUAUAUGAAAACGGCAAAUCUGAUGCAAAACUUUAACGUCCUUAAGCGAUCGCUAUAAGCGCUGCUGUGGCUGGCCUCUUCCCCCUCAUCCUUAAUAUCCUCCCGCCCCUCCCCCCCAGCAAUCGCAAAUAAAAAGAAAAAAAUUCCGGGCUGUGUGUGUUAGUGUAUUUUUACAUAGUGCUAUUAAAAAAAAUUGAAAAGCAAAUCCUUUAACGCUUAAUUCAAGAAAAUAAAAAAUAGAAUUUGAGAGACAAAACGUAAAGCUUGCCAUUAUGCGACUGAAAUUGGUGAAAAAUUUGAAAUAUAUUAGCGGC